CAAUCUUAUCGUUCCGAUCUGUCGUUGCAUCGAUGACGUUAGCUCACGGAAGCGUCCAAUGUGCAGGGUGCGUAUUAUCCGAUGGGUGUCAUAAGUAGAGUGUUCCCCCUUUCGUGACAGUCUCUUUCGCCAGGCUCUCGUAAACGGUGAACUUGAAGUGUAUCCGCAGCGCAAAGUUCUCUCAGUACAGUGAUAGCAGCCGUUCAGAACGGAACGGUUCUUACAGUAGAGAAAUGCAACUUUACUUGAUAUUCUGGGCCUUGCUACUUCUAGCGGUUGGCGAUUGCUGGGCGUUUAACUAUUGUGCUGCUUCCAAAGAGCUAUGCCCGAUGCCCGGUACACGCCACGUCGUUUGCAAUGGCAGGAAAUUUUCGCCUGCUUGUCAACAUCCAAAGCUUAUCAAGAUGAAGCCCGAAUAUCGGGCCCAUAUACUGGAGUACCAUAAUAAAUUGCGGAAUAAUCUUGCUUGUGGGUACUUUCACCGUUACGCUGAAGCAAGCUCGAUGGAGCAGCUGCAAUGGGAUAAAAAACUGGCCCGAAUGGCUGAAUACAAUGCAAGAACCUGCAACUUUGAGCACGAUCAAUGUCGAAAUACGCGCAAGUAUCGCACCGUUGGUCAAAAUCUUGCAAUCAAUUGGUUCUACGGGAUGAACGUUACAGUAUCACAGGCAUUGGACAAAUUUCAGCGCCACUGGUUUUUGGAGUACGGUAAAGGCCGUCAGAAGCUGCUCGACCGUUACUCCAAACAUUCGAUACAGGCCGGUAUAGGACACUUCACACAAAUGGUACACGCUAAUACGCAGUACGUCGGUUGUGCGAUGGUACGCUUCCAAGGCAUUCAGCAAGGGUUGCCGGUGACACAGUAUUAUCUGGUAUGUAACUACUCCGAGGGCAAUCUGUACGAGCGGCCCGUCUAUCGGAAGGGUAAACGGUGCAGUAAGUGUAAAUAUGGUUGUUCCGACGACACGUCCUACCGAUGUCUAUGCCGUUCAUCCGUGCGGAACUAGCAAACCGUGUGUACUUCAAGCAGAUCUAUUUGAAGAAGGGAAGAUCAAUGCUGGCAAUCUACUCGAGGGCUUGACGCCACUAAUGCACGAAUGACUUAAUACGAUUAGAGGUCAAUUAGCAAUGAAUCUAACAAUAUUUCCUUUUGUUCUUGCAACAUUGUAACACUUUGUAAGUGUAAAAGAAUUCUUACACACACACUUCAAUAAAAAGAAAAACUCCGUCCAGAUAAAAUUUACAAAAGAGUUAAUGUCUUGUGUGUACAGCAACAGCGAAAAAUAUACACCACCGACGAACCAUUAUUAUCCAAAGUAUGCAACAUACUUGAAAAUAAAAAUAUGCAUACACAGCA
Messenger RNA from Anopheles funestus (African malaria mosquito), 1357 nucleotides. Its product is annotated as antigen 5 like allergen Cul n 1-like. The transcript is spliced from 2 exons. Bases 234 to 1007 code for a protein of 257 amino acids. The record is from RefSeq and is a predicted model, not a curated record. NCBI's taxonomy places the organism in Eukaryota, Metazoa, Arthropoda, Insecta, Diptera, Culicidae.